AUGACCUUGUCUGCGGAAUUAGCAGAGCUAUGUAGAAUAAAGAAGCGUUUGCAACAGAAGAAUACCGAGAUUAGAGAUGCACAGCGCAAAUCGGCUGAACUGACUGAAAAUAUUGAAGAGGCCACAACCACUUUAGAAUCGGCCAGCACAGAAACCUUAAACCGCAGCCUUAAACACUUGGAGUCUCUUUUUAAAUCUGAGGUUGAUCGGAUGUCGCCCUUCAAUGAUUUAGUUUCCAACUUACGGGGUGAGAUUACGGAAUUAACCGAACAUUGCGAAGAGAACCUUGAUAGUGCUAUGCAUCCCAUUGACGUAAUCACCACAACCACCAAAAAACUUCACCUCUUAAGUGAAGUUUCCGAGUCCUCAGUACAAGACGAGACGCCGGAUGGCGAAUCCUCUUACCGUCAAGUGUUUGUUGGCGGCCUCAGACCACACAUGAACCGUAAAGUUUUGACCUCCUACUUCUGCCGUUUCGGUGCAGUUAAGUUCGUCAAUGUAGUAACCCCUAGGGGUUUCGCAUACGUUACCUUCGCGGAUGCAGCUUCGGCAGCCAAGGCAACUUCCGAGCGAGUGCAUUUCAUCGCCGGAGGUCGCGUUGAGGUUCAAAAGUUUCUUCCAAAAAAUUUGCGAAAUGCCAAAAAAGCUUCCCCACCCGCACCUGAACCUCCUACGCCAAUCCCCACCCCUCAGCCUCAGCCGGUACCACCGAGAAGCCGCAAAGUGUUUGUUGGUGGCCUCCAUCAUGACACGACGUCGGAAGAAUUAAGAGCUGCACUUUCAGAACUAGGCCCCGUCGAGGAUGCGCGUGUUGUUCCCGGCAGAGGAUAUGGACUGGCCGUAUUUGAGAACCUCGAAACUUUUGAAUUGGCAGUUAGUAAUAGGUGGCAUUUGGUUGGUACAAAGAGGGUUGAAUUGGUCCCAUUUGUCUCUGGCAAGACAAUUCCAAACGAACUGAAUCGGGCUGCAUCGUUGCGAACUGCUAAAAAAGCCCCACCACCCGCAGCUGAACCUCCUACGCCAAUCCCCACCCCUCAGCCUCAGCCGGUACCACCGAGAAGCCGCAAAGUGUUUGUUGGUGGCCUCCAUCAUGACACGACGUCGGAAGAAUUAAGAGCUGCACUUUCAGAACUAGGCCCCGUCGAGGAUGCGCGUGUUGUUCCCGGCAGAGGAUAUGGACUGGCCGUAUUUGAGAAACUUGAAACAUUUCAAUUGGCAGUUAGUAAGAGGGAGUCACUAAGUAGCUCCAGCAGCUACAUCCCGAGUGUUGAAGCAUGCGGGCGCAAACUGUACGUUGAGGGUUUCGGCAAGGGUACCUCCGACGUCGCCCUGCGGAUGUACUUCGCACAGUUCGGGGCGAUAUUGUUGUGCCAGGUGUCGGGAGACCGAGGCUCCCUCGUCUUCGAGAGCCCACAUAGCCUGGUCCGGGCUGUUAAAACCCAACCACACUAUCUAGAUGGUCAUAAACUUACACUUAUAGUGCCAUCUGGAUCUCCUAAAUCGAAUUUACCUAAAGAAAAUACAGGCUCACGGGGAUUAAUUAACACCCCGAGUGUGCUUCCACGUAAACUUUUGUUAUAUGGUAUCCCUGCAGGGACGACCUACAGCGUACUUCAAGCGUACUUUACCAAAUUCGGUCCGGUAGAGUUUGCAAUGGUAAAUAAGGAAACAGGAACAGAGGGUUUUGUGGUGUUUCGAAAUCUUGCGUCGGUAGAUGCUGCCAUGUCUGCUCAACCGCAUUAUAUUAGCAAUAAAGCAGUCUACCUACGCAAAGCCGAGAACCCACUGCUGCCCUUCGAUGUAGGUGGCAAUAUUCCAAAAAAUGUUAGCUUCGAAUCAAUCUUGUGA
This is a messenger RNA of Mesocestoides corti, 1848 nucleotides long. NCBI's taxonomy places the organism in Eukaryota, Metazoa, Platyhelminthes, Cestoda, Cyclophyllidea, Mesocestoididae. The record is from the annotation of a GenBank genome assembly.